AUGGUCUCUUUCAAAUCCUUCUUCUGUGCCUUGAUGGCUGCUACUGCGGCACUGGCAGCACCCUUCGACUUCCUCACCGAGGACGUUGAUGACGGCAACUCGACUCUCCUUUCCAAGCGUGCAGGAACUCCUAGCGCUGAGGGCACCCACAAUGGUUACUUCUACUCUUGGUGGACUGAUGGCGGUGGCAAUGCCCAGUUCACCCUUGGUGAAGGCUCACGUUACUCUGUCCAGUGGCAGAACACUGGCAACUUUGUCGGUGGAAAGGGCUGGAACCCUGGCACUGGCCGCACCAUCAACUAUGGUGGAAGCUUCAACCCUCAGGGCAACGGCUACCUUGCUGUCUAUGGUUGGACCAGAUCGCCCCUGGUCGAGUACUAUGUCAUCGAGUCCUUUGGCACCUAUGACCCCAGCAGCGGUGCUCAAUACAAGGGCUCGUUCUCCACUGACGGCGGUAACUACAACGUUUACGUAUCUACCCGCACCAACCAGCCUUCCAUCGAUGGUACACGCACCUUCCAGCAAUACUGGUCCGUUCGCCAGGGCAAGCGUGUCGGUGGCACCGUCACCAUGCAGAACCACUUCAACGCCUGGGCCAGAUUUGGACUCAACCUCGGUCAGCACUACUAUCAAAUUGUGGCUACCGAGGGCUACCAGAGCAGUGGUAGCUCUGACAUCUAUGUCCAAACCAAGUAG
This is a messenger RNA of Aureobasidium melanogenum CBS 110374, 696 nucleotides long. Its product is annotated as beta-1,4-xylanase precursor. The record is from RefSeq and is a predicted model, not a curated record. Lineage: Eukaryota; Fungi; Ascomycota; Dothideomycetes; Dothideales; Saccotheciaceae. The transcript is spliced from 3 exons. Gene Ontology annotation, biological process: xylan catabolic process. Bases 1 to 696 code for a protein of 231 amino acids. Gene Ontology annotation, molecular function: hydrolase activity, hydrolyzing O-glycosyl compounds.